Messenger RNA from Pezoporus occidentalis (night parrot), 2823 nucleotides. RefSeq names its product sprouty RTK signaling antagonist 2 (gene SPRY2). Gene Ontology annotation, biological process: negative regulation of MAP kinase activity; negative regulation of Ras protein signal transduction; multicellular organism development. The transcript has 2 exons. The record is from RefSeq and is a predicted model, not a curated record. Gene Ontology annotation, cellular component: membrane; cytosol. Bases 1093 to 2034 code for a protein of 313 amino acids. NCBI's taxonomy places the organism in Eukaryota, Metazoa, Chordata, Aves, Psittaciformes, Psittacidae.
UGGGGGUGCCUUGCACAGGCUCCGGACACAAAACAGAAAUUCACGGGCAGAGGACUUCUCCCCCUUAGGCUCGCCUUCUCCCCGCCAGCCAGACACGGGAUUUUUCCACAGCACGCAAGAAGCCCCUUGCGUUUUAAACUUCCCCGAAUGUGCCGAACGCGAAACCCGGCCCCCUUGCUCGCCCUUUUGCCAAUCCCAGCUAGGAAAAGUUAGCAAUCAUGGCACUUGAGCUCUGCGAGAUUGGACUUUGGCUUUUAGAAGUGUGGAAUCGUGUUAUCGCACACACGCACACACAAAAAGGCGAAUGCUGCUUCCCUGCUCUUGGUGGAUGGAAAGGGGAGAAGUGCUAGAUCAGAGAGAGGAGGAAGAGACGUGCUUUCCCGUAAGAGUUUUCAGGCAAACGUACUUUCUCAAAUAAAUGUGCUGGAGGUUUGCGUCUCGUCCUGUUAGCGGAUCGAUUAAGGGGUGAAAAAGGAGGGAGGAUCGCCGGGCUCGGACCGAUGUCCCGCUGGAAAGGCCCUUUUGGUCCCUUCGGGCCGGGGCAGAGGGGGAUGGGCUGAAGGUCAGGCAAUUUGCAGAAUAUGCGUAAAAUAAGGGGAGGUUUUCCAGCGACUGGCUUUGUGAAGCUGAGUGGGUGCUUAUGGCAAGGCGAGAGGGGGGUAAUGUGCCUUUUGCCCGUCUGUCCCGGAGGUGUUGUCUCCAACCGUCUGCAGGGCUCCUGGCAUUAGCCGGGAGGGGGAACAAGGCUUCUUUAGCAUCUGUCGGGGGAGGGCAGGGGGGAAGAGUUAAAAGGAAACAUGGGUUUGACGUUCCUGAUAAGGCGGCCUCAGCAGCCCCCUCCCACCCCAGAGGAUGUCUCCUGGUUAUCUCCAAGUUGUCUGCACUUGCGGGACUGCCGGCGGCUCCCGCGGGCAAGGGGCUGCCGCCUCCCACCUGCCGCGCCGGGAUGGAGCCGGGAGCUGGGCAGGGAGCUCAGCGCGGAGCCUUCUCCUCCGCCCCCCACCUUGGCGUCUGAGCCGGUGUCGUCUUAAGCGCCUGCAGGAAUUCAGAUGUGUUCUAAGCCUGCCGGGGUGAGCACGCUUCUGGGCACUGAUGGAGACAAGAGCUCAGCACAGCAGCGGGUCACAGGCCUUGCAACAGGCUCGGCGUGACAGUGGGAGACCACACGGGGAGCCCGACCAGCGGGAUGUCCUGAUGCAGCAGGUUCACGUCUUGUCAUUGGACCAGAUCAGAGCCAUCCGAAACACAAAUGAGUACACAGAGGGACCUACAGUGGCUCCACGGCCAGGGAUCAAGUCCACUCCUCGGCUAGCAACCCAACCCAAAAAUGAAAGGCCCCAUGGCUUGCCUGAGCAUCGCCAUUUUAGCCGGAUUCAGCACACACAAAUACAUGCCUCUCCUCGAGCGCCUCUGUCUCGUUCUGUCAGCACAGUCAGCACAGGUUCACGGAGCAGUACAAGGACAAGUACGAGCAGUAAUUCAUCCGAACAAAGACUUCUCGGGUCAUCUCCAGGGCCAGCUGCUGAUGGGAUAGUCCGAAUGCAGCCCAAGUCUGAGUUCAAGUCAAGUGAGCUGAAGCCGCUGAGCAAAGAAGACUUGGGAGCACACAGCUACAGGUGUGAGGACUGUGGAAAGUGUAAGUGUAAGGAGUGCACUUAUCCAAGGACCCUCCCAUCAUGUUGGAUCUGUGACAAGCAGUGUCUUUGCUCAGCCCAGAACGUGGUUGAUUAUGGGACUUGCGUUUGCUGUGUGAAGGGCCUCUUCUAUCACUGCUCUAAUGAUGAUGAGGACAACUGUGCUGACAACCCCUGCUCCUGCAGUCAGUCACAUUGCUGCACUAGAUGGUCCGCCAUGGGUGUGGUGUCACUCUUUCUGCCUUGCUUGUGGUGUUACCUACCAGCCAAGGGUUGCCUUAAGUUGUGCCAGGGCUGUUAUGACCGGGUAAAUCGGCCGGGGUGCCGCUGUAAACGCUCCAACACCGUUUGCUGCAAAGUUCCCAGCGUCCCCCCCAGGAACUUCGAAAAGCCAACAUAGCAUCACUAGUCAGAAAUACUAAAGUGACAAGGAUUAUUUUAAAGUACAUAUGCAACCAACUAAGCAGCUAUGGUCUUGGCACUGUAGUAGAAGGGCUGGGGAAUCUACUUUGCUGUUUGCAGUGAAAUGCUUGCCUCUGUGUGCCAUCUUAACUGAUACGCUUGUUAGAAUCCAGCUAGUGGCAUACAGAAAAAAGAAAAAAAAAAGGGAUGCAGUACAUUGUGACCCACAUAUUGCAUAAGCUAAAGCAACACAGACACUCCUAGGCAACUCUAUUGUUUGUGAAUAGUACUUCCAAAAUUUGUAAAUUGGCAAAUGACUCCUUUUUUUCAUUGUUUUCUGCCAGAGAUAAUGUGCUAUAUUUUUGUAUAUACAAUAAUAUUUUCAACUGUGAAAAAUAAGUGGUGUCAUAAGACAUGGCACAGUCACAAAAUAUUAUACUAAUAUGUUGUACAUUCGGAAGAAUGUGAAUCAAUCAGUAUGUUUUUAGAUUGUAUUUUGUCUUACAGAAACCUUCUAUUACAAGACUCUGAUUUCCCUUUGGACUUCAUGUAUAUUGUACAGUUACAGUAAAAUUCAGCCUUUAUUUUCUAAUUUUUUCAACAUAUUGUUUAGUGUAAAGAAUAUUUAUUUGAAGUUUUAUUAUUUUAUAAAAAGAAAUAUUUAUUUUAAGAGGCAUCUUACAAAUGUCACCCCUUUUUAUGAGGACGUCAUAGUUGCUGCAAAUAAGGGGUGGACGAUGCAUAUGUUCACUAUAAAAUAGAAAAUAUAUUAACGUUUGAAAUUAAA